AGUAGAAAUGUUGCAGUCAAAGCGUUUACGUCGUCGUAAACAAACUCCCGCUCAAUUCUCAUGUAAUUCGCCCAUUUUACCCCCAAAAUCACCCCAAAAGUGCCCCAAGUGCCUACAGUGUGCCCCCGUGAGGGUCGUGUGUGGUGUGUGUGGUGAAAAUUCGGGGAAAAUCCCAACCGACCUGUUGCUAACAUCCAUUGGAAUUAAGUUUGCAGCAGCUGUGUGAACUUCUGUGUGGAGGAUUCUUCGUUUAUUUUUGUGAAUUUUGUGUCUUCUGUGACGGAGUUUUUGGGUGCCCCAGCCCAGAGCAGUGAUUACAGUGAAUGGGCGCCCUUUCCGGUUCGUCUGGGGCGUGUUUGUGGUGCAAAAUAGGGAGCGCAACAGCGGGUGGGGGAGCAAAACAUGGAGCAUGGUCGCUGUGAACAAAGGAGGAGAGUGAGAUUCCAUGACUCAUAGGCGACCAGACUGUGCAGACUCUUUUUUUUCUUCUAACUUUUGUUCGUGAUGUGCAUUCGCGAAAGUGAAAUUCACGGCUUGUAGUGGAAUAAAAAAGAAUCACAGCUAAAACACACAAGCCUCCAAACUCUGAAAUUAGAAUUCAAAAGAGAAAAAAAGGGUAAACAAUGGGCAUUUCAGCAUCCAGGGCAGCAGAUCCCGUGGAAACCACCACAAUCCACAGGGAUGAAAUUAGCUACAUGAAGCACCAUCAUACCAGCCAUCACAUCCGGCAGCCCAGUGUACGACGCAGCUGUCAACCGAUGCCGGAUCGCAAUGAGCUGGAGAGGAGAUUCACGAAAGUUCUUGCAUCAAUGGACCUACCACCGGAUAAAGCGAAAUUGUUGAAGAAUUACGAUGAUGAGAAGAAAUGGGACAUAAUAUGCGAUCAGGAAAUGGUCCAUGCGAAAGAUCCACCGUCACACUAUUUGACCAAAUUGAGAACAUAUUUGGAUCCAAAAGCUUCACGAAGUCAUCGGAAAAGAAAAAUUGUGGGUGAAUCAACAUCAACGCAAGUCUUGAGGGAUUUAGAGAUUUCCCUGAGGACGAAUCACAUUGAAUGGGUUAAGGAGUUUCUCGAUGAGGAGAAUCAAGGUCUGGAUGCACUCAUAGAUUAUUUGAGCUUCCGCCUAUCCAUGAUGCGGCAUGAGCAGAGAAUCCAAGAGGCACGAAAUGAGAGUGAGGAGACACUCAAUACAACGGUGAACUCCUCGGGUGUACUGUCGUCAACAUCAAAUGCUGCCGGGAGUAAUGAACUGACGCCUCCAAGUGGAAAUUGUGGCGGUAGUCGGCACCAGCAGCAGCAGCAGCCGAAUGGUUUCAUAAGACCCGGUUUGGGGGAUUUAAUUGAUAGUCCCAGCAUAAAAAGGAGAUCUAGGCAUAUUGCAAAGCUCAAUAUGGGCGCCUCGACGGAUGAUAUUCACGUGUGCAUCAUGUGUUUGCGUGCAAUAAUGAAUAACAAAUAUGGCUUCAAUAUGGUUAUUCAGCAUCGUGAGGCAAUCAACUGCAUUGCAUUGAGUCUCAUCCACAAGUCACUGCGGACGAAGGCGCUAGUGUUGGAACUUUUGGCGGCAAUUUGCCUCGUCAAGGGUGGUCACGAAAUCAUCUUGUCGGCUUUCAACAAUUUCAAAGAAGUUUGUCAUGAGACGAAACGCUUCCAAACUUUAAUGGAAUAUUUCAUAAAUUAUGAAUUGUUCAAUAUUGACUUCAUGGUAGCUUGUAUGCAAUUUGUAAAUAUUGUUGUACAUUCAGUGGAGGAUAUGAACUAUCGUGUACAUUUGCAAUAUGAAUUCACUGCCCUGGGGCUCGAUGGGUACUUGGAGAAGUUGCGUUUGACUGAAUCCGAAGAGCUGCACGUGCAGAUUUCGGCAUAUUUGGACAAUGUCUUCGAUGUGGCUGCCCUAAUGGAGGAUAGUGAGACAAAGACAGCUGCCCUUGAGAGGGUGCAGGAGUUGGAGGAUGAUUUGGGUAGAGCAUUGGAUCGUGUGGCGGAGACAGAGCGGGAGUUUAUGUACAAAUUAGCUGAGUUGGAGACGGAGCUUGUGAGGGUGCGUAGUGAGUGCGAUGAGAUGCAGCAGAAGGCACGGCAGACGGAUGAGGAGGUGUCCACGUUGCGCAAAGUCCUCAAGCAGCGUGAGGAAGAAUCACGGAAUAUGGCAAAGAAUCAGCAGGAAAUGCGAAUGAAUCAACAGCAGGAGGUGCCGCAAGUAGUGGCUCCACUUGCACCCCCAAUUCCACCACCACCGCCAAUUUCUGCCCUCGCCCCACCGGAACCAAUUGCACCACCCUGCCCACCACCACCACCGCCAAAUGGGACAAGGAAUGUGGGGAGAGCAUCUCCCUUCAUUCCAGCACCACCACCACCAAUUGCCGGGCAAAUGCAAGCCCCUGAUGGUGCAAUGACAAUCAAGAGGAAGGUACAGACGAAAUACAAACUCCCCACGCUCAAUUGGGUUGCACUGAAACCAAAUCAGGUGAGAGGGACAAUUUUCAAUGAUUUAGAUGACGAAAGGCUGUACAAGCAGAUAAAUUUUGUGGAAUUUGAGGAAAAAUUCAAAAUUGGCCAAGGAGGUGCUUUUGCAAAUGGGAAUUCCGAAUUGGAUGGACUUACAUCGUUCCCCAGUAAACGCUUCAAGAAGCCCGAGAAUGUUUCAGUUCUCGAGCACACACGUCUCAGGAAUAUUGCAAUUUCACGGCGAAAGCUGGAAAUGCCCGCGGAAAUGGUCAUAAGGGCAAUAAAUAAUUUGGAUUUGAAGCAAUUAUCAUUGGAAAAUGUGGAAAUUCUCCAGAAGAUGGUACCAACGGAGCAAGAAGUUAAGGCCUACAGGGAAUACAUUAAUGAGAAGAAAGAUCUCAAUUUACUAACGGAUGAGGAUAAAUUUAUGAUGCAACUGGCAAAAGUUGAGAGAAUUUCCUCAAAAUUAUCCAUUAUGAACUAUAUUGGGAACUUUUUUGAUAGUAUUCACCUCAUUAGUCCGCAAAUCUAUGCAAUAAUAAAUGCAUCAAAUUCCGUGAAGAAUUCAAAGAAAUUAAAGGCAGUUUUAGAGAUUAUUCUUGCCUUUGGGAAUUACAUGAAUAGCAGCAAACGUGGUCCAGCGUAUGGAUUUAAGUUACAGAGUUUAGAUACGCUCCUUGAUACAAAGUCAACGGAUAAGAGAAUUUGCCUUCUGCACUACAUUGUUGCCACGAUGCGACAAUCCUUUCUGGAUUUACUGAAUUUCGACACGGAACUCUUUUGUAUUGAUAAAGCAGCUCAGGUGUCGCUGGAGAAUGUCAUUACGGACGUUCAUGAGCUUGAGAAGGGAAUGGAGGCUGUACGGAAGGAGGCUGAACUACGUGGGAAGGGACCGCAUAAUCAUGUUUUGCGUGAUUUUCUCAAUAAUUCCGAAGAGAAGUUGAAGAAAAUUAAAAUUGAUGCAAAAAGUGCGCAAGAUUCCUUCAAGGAGUGCGUUGAGUUCUUCGGGGAGUCCAAUAGGAGUACUGAUGCCAAUACAUUCUUCUCGUUGCUCGUACGAUUUGUCAGGGCAUUCAAGACGGCAGAUCAGGAAAAUGAGCAACGAAGACGUUUGGAACAGGCAGCCGCGUUGGCGGCAUCAAAGAAGGAGAAUGAAGAAGUUGUUUUGCGGAAUAAGAUCAACAAUCAGAAGAAGCAACAGGAGGCAGUUAUAAAUGAAUUGAAAAGUAAGACAAAUGCUGUGCGUGAGAAGAAACUCCUGCAGCAGGAUGAGGUGUACAAUGGGGCUCUCGAGGAUAUUCUGCUGGGGCUGAAGAGUGAACCCUACCGCAGGGCUGAUGCCGUAAGACGCAGCCAACGACGUCGCAUUGAUAGUCAUCGUCUCUCACGUACAAUGGAAGAGAUGGAUGUUUAAUCCUCUGAUUUCCUCUUCCUCAUCCCAAAAAAAAGAAAUCAAAUUCCAUUCCAAUUUAUCGCGCAACAACUCAGCGAGAAAAAAAACCACAAAAAGGGGCCUUUUGGAUGAAAGAAAACAAAAAGACAAAGAAUUUUAAUCAUUUAGGAGAUUAAGAGAAAAUUUUUGAUAUAAAGAAGAAUCCUUUUUAGGGAGAAAAGAAAAAUUCUCAAUUUUUUUUCUGUGAGAAUGCUCUUAAGAUAUAUUUUUUCUCAUGUCUUUUUAUACAUAAAAAAAAUAAUGAUAAAUAGGAUGAUAUUUAUUAUAUAAAUUUUUUAUAAUGCAAUUUAUACACGCAUUUACAAGAGCUUGACGCACAAACUCAAUGGACCAUGACAAAUGUUUUUGAAGGAUAAUAUUUUUUACAAUAAAAAGUAAAAUUAAAAGAAAUAAAAAUUAUUAUUAAAUGUAUAAAACUUUACUCUAUUGUGUAAUAAAUUCUAUAAAGAUGGGUAAGGAUUAAAAUGGGAGCGAAAGAGGGCGAUAAGGUGUAGUAAAUGAAUGUGAUAAAAAAGCUAUAACAUAGAUUUAUAAAUGAUAAUAAAUUCUAAAAUUAAUAAGAAGCGCGCAAAUGAAGGAAAAAAGGAAGAAAAAAUCGAAUAGUUGCUUAUUUUUUUUUGUAAUAUACACCCUCUUGCAAAAAUAAAAAGAAAAAAAUCUCUUCUAGAAUAGACUUGGUGCUUUUAUAAUGCGGAAGAAGAAAAAUGUAUUGCAGAAUAAAAAAAAGUUGGAAUAUC
This is a messenger RNA of Lutzomyia longipalpis, 4639 nucleotides long. RefSeq names its product formin-like protein (gene Frl). The transcript has 10 exons. Gene Ontology annotation, cellular component: cytosol. Gene Ontology annotation, molecular function: actin filament binding; small GTPase binding. Bases 624 to 3863 code for a protein of 1079 amino acids. Gene Ontology annotation, biological process: cell migration; regulation of cell shape; cortical actin cytoskeleton organization. The record is from RefSeq and is a predicted model, not a curated record. NCBI's taxonomy places the organism in Eukaryota, Metazoa, Arthropoda, Insecta, Diptera, Psychodidae.